GCCCUUCCUCCUUUCAGAUGCCACCAGUCACCCAGCCAGGAGGAGGGGCUGGGAUUUUGCAGGGGAAGCAUCGACUUGCCAUAGUGCUGAAAUUGAGGAGUUUUUAAAAGCCUUGUUCUUUCUGAGAUAGGGUUAGCUUGCUCAACAGGUCUCUAGCACAGACGAAGAGAUGUCUGCACUGGGCCCUAAUUCACUCUUUGGGAUGGGGAAUCCCUUGCUGGACAUCUGUGCUGUGGUGGACAAAGACUUCCUGGACAAAUACACACUGAAGCCCAAUGACCAAAUCCUGGCAGAGGACAAGCACAAAAUGAUGUUUGAUGAGCUGGUGAAUAAGUUCAAAGCAGAGUACCACGCCGGGGGAGCCACACAAAACUCCAUCAAGGUCGCUCAGUGGAUGAUCCAGGAGCCUCAUAAUGUGGGCACCUUCUUUGGCUGCAUUGGCAAAGACAAGUUUGGAGAGAUCCUGAAGAAGAAAGCGGAGGAGGCUCAUAUUGAUGCCCACUACUACGUGCAAGAUGUGGAGCCCACGGGGACGUGCGCCGCGUGCAUCACUGGAGCGAACCGGUCACUGGUGGCUAACCUGGCUGCUGCUAACUGUUAUAAAAAGGAGAAACAUUUGGAUCUGGAGGAGAAUUGGAAGUUGGUGGAAAGUGCUAAAGUGUACUAUAUUGCUGGUUUCUUCCUCACCGUGUCUUUGGAGUCCAUGCUGAAAGUGGCCAAGCACGCGUCAGAAAACAACAAACUGUUCUGCCUCAACCUGUCUGCACCUUUCAUCUGCCAGUUCUUCAAGGACCACCUCAAGCAGGUCCUGCCCUAUGUGGACGUGCUCUUCGGCAAUGAGACGGAGGCAGCUGCGUUUGCUAAAGAGCAAGACUUUGAGACCAAAGACGUCAAGGAGAUUGCCAAGAAAGUGCAGGCACUUCCCAAAGUCAACACAAAGAGACACAGGAUUGUUGUCUUUACUCAGGGGAAGGAGGAAACUGUGAUGGCUCUCAGUGACAAAAUUGAGACUUUCCCAGUGUUGUUGAUUGAUCCCAAAGAUAUCGCUGACACAAACGGUGCCGGUGAUGCCUUUGUCGGAGGUUUCCUGUCUGAGCUGGUCCGAGACAAACCACUGAGCCAAUGCGUGAGGGCUGCUCACUACUCUGCCAACGUCAUCAUUAGAAGAUCAGGUUGCACUUUCCCAGAAAAGCCUGAUUUUGUCUGAAGAGGCCCUUUUUACCAGUACGAUUUUACACAACAUGUUUUUAGGCCUGUUCUAUACCUAUCGGUUAAUUUUCCUGAUUUCUUAUGAAUGGUCUGCUAUCUGCCUCCUAUGUGACUUAGUCUUUCCACGUGGUGGUGCUGCAGGUAUUUGGCCUCCAGUGAGUGAUUACCAGUAGCUGUGCAUCCAUGCACACAAAAUGUAUCCCAGCAAUUGAGCAUCCGUGGAUGUGCUCCAAAAAACACUUAGUGUCCACGUGACAUUUUGCAAUGCUCUCGUGCUACAACGGUGUCCAUUUCUGUCUAAAAAUCCGGUAUGUGAAUACGACAAGAUUGUCCACGGCCACUUGUCAUGAGGACUAUAAAGUAAAUUGUGUAUAUAAAACUUUUAAUUGUCUGCAGUCUUCUAAUUUGUGUUAGAUUGUUUUAAUACUUUCUAAUUGUCGUUUUAUGUAUGUGUCAUUAAUAAGAAUGACCACAUUUUAAAAACACAUUAUGCUGUUAAAGCGCCUUCCCAUCAAGUCCUGUGUCAAUAUAACUAAUGUUCAGCCUCCAUUAUGAGUGCCUUUCUUUCUUUGUCAUUGUUGCAAAGUUUAAAGACUUGAACCUGCUUUUGUCAUCAGAAUGUACAACUGGUACUGUUGAAAGGUUAAGACAUUUAAACAAGGCUUUUUGUGGGCAUAUUGGUGGUGGAGUACCUCAACACUCAGCUUUAACUUAGUCAAUGAAUACUUGUUUAUCGCGUUGCGAUAUAAUGCAAGCUUUUCUUUUGACCUUUUCUGUGUUUAAUUUGGUUGAAGUCAAUCUAUACUUGAAUACAGUCAUCCUUAAGAUGCAGAAUUUCUUUUUGCAAAGUCUUGAAUUUACAAUCCAUCAAAUCAUAUUCCUCUUGUUCACAAACCACAAAAGUCUUCAAGCGACUGUAAUGUCUGGAUGUUGCCAGACUGAUGCCAAACAAGGAUAAAUAAAACUAAAGGCUUAUGUAGUGAA
Dunckerocampus dactyliophorus (ringed pipefish) is the source of this 2193-nucleotide messenger RNA. It is a transcript of the gene adka, whose product is annotated as adenosine kinase a. Gene Ontology annotation, cellular component: cytosol; nucleus. The record is from RefSeq and is a predicted model, not a curated record. Gene Ontology annotation, molecular function: adenosine kinase activity. Bases 170 to 1207 code for a protein of 345 amino acids. Lineage: Eukaryota; Metazoa; Chordata; Actinopteri; Syngnathiformes; Syngnathidae. The transcript has 11 exons. Gene Ontology annotation, biological process: purine ribonucleoside salvage.